Physcomitrium patens is the source of this 3443-nucleotide messenger RNA. Its product is annotated as transcription factor TCP22. NCBI's taxonomy places the organism in Eukaryota, Viridiplantae, Streptophyta, Bryopsida, Funariales, Funariaceae. Gene Ontology annotation, cellular component: nucleus. Gene Ontology annotation, molecular function: sequence-specific DNA binding; DNA-binding transcription factor activity. The record is from RefSeq and is a predicted model, not a curated record.
UGGUUUAUUAUUAUUAGUUUUGACCUCGUUCGUUCCCCGACCCCUGCUGCCCGAUGAUGCGGGGAGAAUGAAACCCCUCUAAAUAAUGGAGCUCGCUCGCUGCCCGUCGAUCAGCGAUCGCGAAGCAAGCAAACAAGCACUCUUGCGAAGGAUUCCCUCUCUCGCUCUCUCUCGAUCUCGCGCAGUGUUCGGGACUGCGCCCGCAUCACCCGCCACACGCUCCUCCUCCUCCCCGACCAGCAUCCAUCCGGCUCUUUUCUAUGCAAUCCCUUCCUUCCCCGACCUUCUUCUUCUUAUUCUGCGUGUGUGAGUGUGUGUGUGAGUGUGUGUGUGUGUGUUUUUUUUUUUUUUUUUUUUUUUUUUUGUCUUUCUUUUCCCUCCCUUCACACGCUGUCAUCACUACCCCUUUCCCUCUCUCCCUGCUCACGCACACCGUCGUCGGCAUCUUUAUCAGCUGCAAUCCCCAGGCCUCGCGCUUGUCUAGAUCCGAACAACCACCACCAUCCUUCGGCUGCGCAUACAAAGAGUGGGUUUUACUUGGCCUCGUUCGUGUGUUCUACUUCUGGUGCGGUCGUGCGCAUGAGUUGAACCGCGGCUGGGACUUCGGGCGAUCCACCCAUGACAGAUUCUGGGGGCUUUCUCUUGCGCAGAUGGCGCUAUUCUGGUUUCCGUGGGGGAGGAUUGCGACGUGAACGCUGGGUGGAAAGAGGUCCGGUAACCAUGAAGAUGAUCGCUGGUGAAAGGUGAGGGGUGAGGGGAGGUGCCUAGGAAGAGGAAAAAAUAUUGGGGGAAAAGAAAAGGGGGAACCAGCAAAUCGGGGUUGGGUUUCGGUUGGGUUGGUUUCGCGUUGGAUCAGAGGAACGUUACAGUAGUGAUGGUGGCGGGAUGAGGAUGAGGAGGAGGAGAUCAUGGGCUUGGUGACCAAGUUGGUGACGACGAUUCGCAGGAGAGGUGUCUAAGUUAUAUCAAGGUCUGAGUUGGAAUUGACGACGCAGCUGGUGCAAAAUCAUUAGAAGCGAGUAGGAGCCGCCGCUCCAGUAGAAUCGUUAGCAGCGGCAGGGAAGGAGAAUUGAAUGCCGAGUCACUGGCUGCAACGAUGGCGGCGAUGGGAGGACAGGGAGUAGGAGGCGGAGGAGGGCAGGUAGAGUCCACGGCGCUAGGUAUGGCAGGGAUGGGACAGGAGUAUGGUGGCGGCGAGGGGCAAUCUAGUGGGGGCGUGGGUGGUAUGGGUAGCAUGUCGAUGCCCGGGGGCUCAGGAGAGCACCAACAACAGCAAACUCAACAGCAGGUGCCUGCUGCACCCGCUAAAAAGCCUCCACCCAAGCGAACCUCGACGAAAGACAGACACACCAAAGUAGAUGGGCGUGGGCGUCGCAUUCGCAUGCCCGCGACAUGCGCAGCGCGAAUUUUUCAGCUCACUCGUGAGCUUGGUCACAAAUCUGACGGUGAAACAAUUGAGUGGUUGCUACAGAAAGCCGAGCAGGCCAUUAUUGCUGCGACGGGAACUGGAACUAUUCCUGCCAUUGCAUCCUCGAUUCAGGGGUCAAUACGAAGCUCCGCGAGCAUGGCAGUGGCAGCGGCUGGGAGAGCUGGAAUGCAUGGUAGUCUGGGCUUGUCUGGGCCGGGUGGUGGACCAACAGCGGAAGAGAUGCAGAGUCGGAUGCAGCAAGAACAGGCCCAGCGGGGCAGGAGUGAGUGGGGGGUGAGUGCAGACGAGCGUGUAAUGGAUGUUAGUCGGCGGAUGAGCCUGGGGCAUGGGGACCCAGGGAUGAGCCACGACCUGAUGGCCGGGUUCCAGCACCAGGACUUGGUUGGGGGACCGUCUGAGGUGGGAGAAGGAAUGGAAUCUUCAGAUAGCAGGAUGCGGAAGAGACCAAGGGGCGGACCCUUGCAGAGCCGGAUGAAAGAGGAUCCGGAUCAGCCGGCUAGGCCUGUGCGAACAACUGCUCGACAAUCCAUGCAACAGCAGGUAGGGCAAGGUCAGCACCAAGGAGGAGGGUCAUCGAGCAUGAUGCCAGCAGCAAUGUGGGCCGUGGCCCCCGUAGGUGCAGGCGUGUCUAGUAGCGGAACUAUGCCGGGGACGAUAUGGAUGUUGCCUAUGAGUGCAUCGCAGGGAGGGGCGACGCAAGGAGUGAUGCCGGGGCAGUCUGAGCAACAAAUCUGGACGUUUCCUGCGGCCUCGGGACAGUACCGAAUGACAGCAGCGGCGGGGACGUCGAUUCAGUUGGGUCCGGGAGGCAGUGGCGGGAGUGGUCAAGGUAAUGCACCCACUUCCAGCAGCAGUGGACAGUCGAUGGUGCCAUUGGCGGCGUCAGUGCUGCCUAGUGGGGUGGCACUGAUGCCGCGGAUCAAUCUUCAGGGAGGUAUGGGACUAGAGCUUCAGGGCAGUCAUAUGGGUCAUCAUAUGCCGCUUGGGUCUAUGUUGUUGCAGCAAGGGGGUCAGCAGAUGCCGGGCACUGGGUUAGGCCUUGGUGGUGGUGGUGGUGAGGGGCACUUAGGGAUGCUGGCCGCAAUGAAUGCUUAUCGCAACUUGACCCCUGAUCAUCAGUCCAUGGGUGGCUCAGGGCACCAACAGGGCGACAGCGGCGACGAUCACACCAGCUCGCAUAGCUGAUUCCUCCACAGGAGGAUGAUGAUGAUGGUGAGGAUGACAAUGAUGAUAACUUUCCUGACUCGUGUGUGGAGUAGCUGCGGAGUUUCUUUCUGAGGCUGCAAGUUUUGCUUCGGGCAAGCAUUCUCCCCUGCGAGAAGUACAAUUAUGAGGACCACGUGGGCAGACAAUCAGAGGCAGUCAUCAGGAGUAACAAUGACAACUUUCUCUUGUCUCUUAGAUUGAGAAUUGUACCAAAUAGACCGUCGGUGCCACACGUGGUUGACGUAUUGAACGAACAAGAAAAAUGAUGGCAGAGAGUAGAUGUGGGGUAUGCAUGAUGCUGCUGUACAAUGGUGCUACAUCUGGAAAUAGAGCGACACUCGAAGUCCUGCGUAUGGAAGUCCCGCCUUUGCUGUGCAAUUAAAGGGAAUGAAAAAACAAUAAGGUGAUGAGGUUGCAGUAGCAACUCGCACUGCUGGGUCGUCUGCCUCUGGUCUGCUCCAGAGUGACCAGGGUUCUGCAUCCAUUACCCCCACUCACACCCCAGGACCCCGUGUUUUUAUUAACCAUAAUUCAUCGGAUCCAAAGGUUCCAAAAGAUAGCCAAACCUUUAUAGCUGAAACAGGUUGUUCUCUUAGUGUCAAGUAGGGGUCAUUCUUUGUCUACGUCACGGCAGCCGUUGGUGCUGUCGGGACUUAAUAAUAUUCUCUCCCCCCGGGGUCAGGGAUUUGCGUACUUGUCCCAUCCAGUAUGAGCCUUUCUUCCUGCUUGGCCCACUGUGUAUUGUGUAGAGUUUGUUUCUUAUAAAACAGUGCGCACCCUUCAGGGACGUUCGCUUGGAUUUUCAAUU